Messenger RNA from Pelmatolapia mariae (spotted tilapia), 1149 nucleotides. Its product is annotated as urea transporter 2. The record is from RefSeq and is a predicted model, not a curated record. Gene Ontology annotation, cellular component: membrane. The transcript has 8 exons. Gene Ontology annotation, biological process: urea transmembrane transport. Bases 1 to 1149 code for a protein of 382 amino acids. Gene Ontology annotation, molecular function: urea transmembrane transporter activity. NCBI's taxonomy places the organism in Eukaryota, Metazoa, Chordata, Actinopteri, Cichliformes, Cichlidae.
AUGUGGAUAGAAACCAAAACAGAGAUGGAGGAGGCCAGCAGGACCCGUGCCAGCUUCAGUCGGCGUGUGUUGAAUGGCCUGCUAUUGUGCAGUGGAGACAUGGAGCACUUGGAUAAGUACAUGAAGGACAAGUCAUUUGUGCUACAGCUGGUAGUCUGUGGCCUGAGAGGGGUGACCAGGGUAAUUCUGGCCAACAACCCGCUGAGUGGUGGUCUCAUCCUGGCUGCCCUGUACUGGGAUUCCCUCUGGCAGGGCCUGCUGGGAACUCUGGGAGUAUUGGCCUCCACGCUAACAGCUGUCAUCACAGGACAAGACAGUGUUGAGGUGGCGGGAGGUCAUCAUGGUUUUAAUGGCAUGUUGGUGUCUCUGCUGAUGGGAGUGUUUAGCUCAGCUGGAGACUGGUACUGGUGGCUCCUGCUGCCUGUCUUCCUGGGGUCAGCAACAUGUGUUUUUCUGUUUAGCGGACUCUCAUCGUUUUUAGACCGCUGGGACUUGCCUGCUGCCGUGUUUCCCUUCAACAUUAUUAUCAUCCUCUACCUCCUGUGUACUGGCCCAGAACACCCCUAUUUUCCACACCACUCAGUAAAACCACCAGGGGCCCUGGAGCCCAAUGCUACAGAGCUCAUAGCAUUACAGGUAAUACGUGGCAUCCCUCUUGGAGUGGGUCAGAUCUUUGCCUGUGGGGACCUGGGACCGUCCCUUCUCAUCUUGGGAGCUGUUUUCCUCUACUCCCCCUUGCUCGCCGUCCAUGCUCUGCUGGGAUCCGCAGUAGGAACGCUGACCGGUUUGUCCAUGGCAGUGCGUCAUGAAUCUCUGUACUCAGGUCUGUCAGGGUUUAAUGGAGCUCUGGGCUGCAUGGCUGUUGGAGGAUUCUUUAUCUUCAGCUUGUGGACGCACCUCUUUGCUAUCGCCAGUGCCUUCUUCUCUGCAUAUGCUGACAUUGCUUUGAGCAAUUUGAUGGGAACUGUUGGUCUCCCAGCAUGCAGCUGGGCAGCUACUCUGGUGGCCACACUGAUGUUGCUGUUGACCGGCAGUUUAGCAGCGUACCGCAUCCCGAUUGGUCAAGUGAGAGCUCCGGAAUGCAACCUGCAGUUGCGAAGCCAAUGGGAAGCUGGAAACACCGAAGAAAGGGAGAGCACAGAUGUGUAG